Messenger RNA from Tuber aestivum (summer truffle), 1769 nucleotides. Lineage: Eukaryota; Fungi; Ascomycota; Pezizomycetes; Pezizales; Tuberaceae. The record is from the annotation of a GenBank genome assembly.
CACACCCCAUCUCCAUCACCCUCCCCUUGUCUCUUUGCACACACUCCCCAGGCCCCUAAUACGUAUCUCUCUUGUCAACUCCAAGAGGGUGGUACUUUAAAUUCCCUAUUUUUAUUUUUGAAUUUUAAUACCACACUUGGCGCAAACGAUACACCAACACCGCAAACAUGAAAAACUUCAAACGCUUCGAGAUACUACCCAACGAUCACGCUGUCGAUCUCAACAUGACUGCCGACAAUACUAAUCCCUCACCCAAUCUCGGCGCUGGUCUCAACCUACAGAACAAGAGCGAUUAUGAGAACAACGAGAGGACCGAGUAUCAAGAAAACAAGACUGCUCUCACCACCAGCAUCGUGCUCCCUAUUGGAUAUCAGAUUCCGGUUCCCCCGGCAGCAUGGCCAACCGUAACGGAUAUGGAGGAAAACUCCGCUCCCACCGACCACCAGUUGUGCCAAGGCCCCCCACGCCCUACAAUGUGUGCGCCCGAGUUGGAACCGAAGCUUGCGCAGGAUGAGGUGCCUGUCAACCAGGCUGAGCAUGGCCGCGAAUUUACCCAAACCACUCCGAUUACGAAGCAGGAUGUUGCGAUGGAUUUGCCUGGUGAUAUUAUGGCAGGGUCUGCCAGAAAGGUAAAGUCCCCCAUCACUAAGCCCACCUGUAGAGCAUGGGCUACUACUAACACAGGCUUAAAGGGUCGGAGUGGAGUCAAGGCAAAGGUAAAGCCGAAGGUGGAAAAGGCGAUGACAAUGAAAAAUCUGAACCGUUGGAACAAGAUGCGGAAGGAUGUUCAGAAUAUUACUGCCACCAGGACCAAUAAAAUCUCGAAAACCACCCACAAAAUAACUCCUGGUGAGAUACUAAAUGGCACUGAGCGACACCAACGUAUUCUCUGGUGGAUAAAGCAGUGUUCACAAUCUCUGCCGUUUCUUCAUGCUACUAUGCGGAAGACACCACCUCCAUCACCCAAUAUUCUGGCAAAUCUGGCAGCUGGUAGGGGUUCCACAGACAGGAAUCCAGUGAAGCCUACCGCUAAGCCAGCCCGGCCGAUUCUCGGGCCCAAAGCAGAUGCGGGGAUUACAAAGAAGUAUCAUGCCGGACGUUUGACAGCUCAUACUCAGCCGGAGGCAAAGGCCAAGGGGGAUGUAGGAGAAGGACCCGACUCGACUGCCGGGGUCUCCAAGAAUGCCAGUUUCUCUAAGGUUACGAUCAAGCAGACUAUGUCGCCAGCAGCUGUCAAAACCAUGUCGCUCAUUCUUAAGCGCAAGGAUGGUGCAGGAGUUACGAAGAAAAUCACGCAGCCCGACCUAUUGGGUCCCACUUUGGAGAACGCUACGACCAAUUGUCCCAAGCCCCGGAAUCCAAAGCGCAAGGGUCGUGUGGGGGGCAAGAGAAGGACUGCCACUGAGAGAAUUAACCAAGAAACUAAAGUCUUGAUGCUUAAGCUGGAAUUCUUGAAGAGUGUGGACGCCGAAUUAAGCCGUCAGAUUACUUUGUACCGGGGAACCAUGAAGGCAGAGGAUACUUCGGCCAGCGUCAAGUCCCCGACCCAGGAGGCAAGCAGCGAUACGGCACUUUCUCAUGGCAUCUUUGUGGCGAAGUCUAAGGAUGCGAUUGAGGAGAGGGGAAUGGAAGGAGUAAUAUUCGGUGUUGGAAGUGACGGCGAUGUUCCAAGUAUUGAAAAUGAUUCCUUGUGAGGGGAUUCUAAGAAAGGGUGUAGAGGCAGCGAAGGGAGAUGGGCGAGCAGGCAUCUGCUAGUGGAGAAAAUAAAG